Messenger RNA from Parnassius mnemosyne (clouded apollo), 1401 nucleotides. Lineage: Eukaryota; Metazoa; Arthropoda; Insecta; Lepidoptera; Papilionidae. The record is from the annotation of a GenBank genome assembly.
AUGAAUCAUUUGAGAACUUUGCAUAAUUUAUUCAGAAUAACAACGUCAAGAAAAUUUACAAAGCAAUUGGUAGAAUAUAAUUUAUUAAUAAAUAGCCGUUACAGCACCUGUCCAGCGGGUAUGAAAGUUACAAUUUGCGGCGCGGCUGGAAACACAGGUCAGCCAUUAGCGUUGCUACUUAAACAAUGCCCUUUGUUGGAUGAAAUAGCUUUGUACGAUAUACGUCCUACUUGUGGAUAUGGUAUGGAAUUAAGCCAUGUUGAUACUAAAUGCAAAAUCUCCUCGUUUUCCGGUCGACAUAUGUUGUGUGAUGCACUUAAGGGGGCGAAGGUUGUAGUGAUUGUCGCUCGCAAUGGAAACGACACAUUUGAAAAUAGUGCUCCAAUCUUAACAGAAAUAUCUCUUCAGAUUUGUAAUACUUGCCCCGAGGCUUUUACAAUAAUUGGUACUGAGCCAGUAGAAAGUAUGGUACCGUUAGUAAGCGAAAUACAGCGUCUGCGCACUGUUUAUAAUCCGCGCAAGUUGCUGGGUUGUGUAGAACUUAACUGUGUGCGCGCUAACACAGUGCUAGCGGAUUUCUUACGGGUACCGCCUGAAACUGUUCGCGUGCCCGUAAUUGGUGGUGCGACUCCGUAUACGAUGGUGCCUGUGCUCUCUGCCGCUCUACAUCCUGGCACUAUGACACAAGAACAGGUGGAAUGUGUAACAUCUUGUAUAAUGAGCGGUGAUGAAGCAGUAAGAGCAGCAAAAGGCUGCAAUAACGAAACAGCUUGUCUGGCGGGCGCCUACGCAGUUGCGCGAAAUACUAUCAACGUGGUUAAGGGUCUGCAAGGCGGUAAAGUGGUGCAGUGCGCAUACGUCGAUAGCCUGGGCACAUGUGCACCUGAUUGCCAGUUCUUUGCCAGUGAAGUAAAUCUCGGUUCGACGGGGAUAGAGAAAGUAUUAGGCGUUCCAGAGCUUAGUAAGUUUGAGAACUGCCUUUUAUGUAAUUGUCUUCCCUACGUCCGAAAUGAGAUUGCGCGAGCUGUGUGGUUGGUGUACACAAUGUGUCAGCAAUGUUCCUGCACAGCGCCCUGUAACUACCCAAGUCCAAAUAUGUGCUUUACACAACCUCCCGUGCCUUGCGUACCGCCAAACACUUGGACAUGCGACUAUCCUGAUGCCUGCCGCGAUGAAUAUUUAGCUUCGAUAUGUCGAGAUAUGACGUGCCGUUGCGGCGACAAAAUGGAUCUGCGUUGGAAACCGCGCGAGGUUGACUAUGGUGCGGCGCGUGCUGCCAAGCUCACGCAUCAAAUGCCGCGACUAGGGGACGCUUGUACACAAUGCCGUGUACCUAAAAGUGUACGAAUAGAACAAGAAAUACGUAACAGAAUUUGCAGGCCUAAUGCGUCCAACGUUUGA